AGAGAGAGAGAGAGAGAGAGAGAGAGAGAGAGAGAGAGAGAGAGAGAGAGAGAGAGAGAGAGAGAGAGAGAGAGAGAGAGAGGUGGUGUGGUGAGUAGCAGGGAGUGUGUGUGGUAGUUUUAUCCUGGUGCGGAACUCGGAUCGAGCCAAGAUGGUGUACUCCGUAUCACCAAGGCUGAAACUGCAAGUAAAACUUUAUGUGGUGUUAGAGUUAGUGGAGAACGCCAUGGGUUAUUUGGUGGUGCUUGUCCUGUCAGUCGCUGUGGGCGCAUUCGGGCAGUUCAUGUCAAGGAAGACCCUGUGGCCCUGCGUGGCAUUGACAGUCCUCGAGGCAGUGUCCAAACUGCUACGAGGUUUCAUUCACAAGGUCUAUUUCAGAGGCAUGUCAUGCCGCCAGGUGGCCAUCGGGCAGGGCAAGUCGUACCGUUUCAAACUCGGUACAUAUCAAGUGCUUGGGGGAAAGUUCAUUUCCACCUUUGCCUAUGUCGCUCUGAUUGCUGUGAUCCGAUUAUUGUCUAUGAUUCUUCAAGUUGUCCUCACAUGGUAUCUGUACAAACAUGUCCCUGUCAUUAAGACUCACCCUGAGUAUCACACAGACUGGGGUGUACAGCGUCUCGAAGAGUUCUUGUACGCCACGUGCCUCUGCCUUAUUGUGCACUCUGGUAUGGUCUUCUUGUUGAUCUACUUCUCUCUCCUCUCUUGCCUCCUAAUGCAAUGCAUACGGCUUUUCGCAUGGUGCUGCGGUUGUGCACGUUCUGCCGCCUCCGCAAGUAUCCAAUCGAGGAACAUUGGCGGCCCCUUCUUAGAGCGAUUGGAUCGGUUCCAAAGGGAGAUGGAGACGGGUAUCACGUGGUACGUUCAUCGGCAUCGGCAUUUCGAGUUCGGUGCCAACGAAGCUCAAGCGCACGAAGACAAGUGUGGCCUUCCGGGGUACUGGUUCUAUAGCGUGAAGGAGUUGUUGGGCGUUGUGGGAAGCCACCUACCCUAUCUGAAAGACGAGCAUCGUCGAUGGGAUGAGCGACGGAAGGAGAUCAAGACGGGAAGGAAGCUUACCAUGGCCCUGGAGUCGUUGUUCGAGCUGUCGAGAGCGUGCAAGGCCUGCGACACUUGCAAUCUGUUUGUGUCCAAUGAGAUGGCCUGCUACAUGCAGGAUCUUCCACAGACGAGCCGCUGCAGACACGACAUGGAUGCUGGACGCGACUUCGCUCAAGCCGAAGGCUAUCUUGCGAUGCUGCAGGUGCUCCAGUGCUGCCCGCGCGACUCCGUCGACGCCGAGCUUGCGGCUUUGAUCCUCUCCGGAUUCGCUGCGGGACUGUCUGUCCUCCCGUGGCAACCGGAUCGUGACCACAGCGACACCGAUUUCAUAGUGCAUAUGCUCGGCGACGACGACUUCAGGUACUGCACCAAGCAUUCGCUCUACGUCCUGCUCGACCUGCUGGAACCGUACGCAUCCGGGAAUGCCGAUCCACGAAGCGAUGAGAAGCUGCGGGUUCAGGAAGCCGCUGCCUCUGCAAUCUGCGCUUUCGCACGUGCUGCUAGCGAUAUUCAUGCGCUAGUUAACUGUCCUGUUGGGAGACAUCUGCGGUCUCAGCACUCGGGCGACGAUGACCCCGCAAUGAAAGGGUACGUCAGCAUGCUCAGCUAUGGAUUCACGACCAUCUGUCCGGUGGGAUGGCCGCUAGACAUGCCUUGGCCUAGCGGGCUCGUGGACGUCGACGAGGUUUGGGUCACGACUGUGAAGGAGUUCCUUAGCGAUCAGCGGACGCUGUCGACUCUGCUCAACUGUGUGCAGCGGGAGGCGUCUAGCAGUAUCGCUGCGGACUGCAUCAGGACUCUGUCCUGGCUGUGGACACGUAGGGUGAUGUACUGGCAUAGGCACGACUUGAGGAUGAAGCCUGCGAGAGCGGCCCCUGCUGCCGCCGAAUGUCAGCAUGAUUUGCCUCCCGCUCUUUUCCGGAUGCAUGGGGAGAGCAGAGGGGUGAACCUUCAAGUGCUGCGGCGUCUGAUUACCUUGUGCCUCGACAAGCCGGAGUCUUUCUCCGCCUUCUCGCAGCUGCACUUGGCGAAGAUCUUCAUCUCGCAGGAGCUGAGAGAGGCCGACACCGACGUUGCCAAGCUUCUGCUAGAGUGCCUGAAGUACUGGCGCCGCGCGCUCGGGACGCGGGAGCUCGAUUGGUUCGCUAUUGAAACCGUCGAAGCGAUGCGCGAUCUCCUUCACGUUGCCUCUGACGACAGCAAACGAGAGGUCAAGCUCACUAUCUGCAAGUCGCCCGGAGGCGUGGAUUGCGUUAGGAUAAUGCUAAAUGGUCACGUCAGUCGAAUCCGAGCCGUCCGAUUUUAUACAUGCAUGGGGGACUUCGAUAGAUCGUUAGUCUAUUUCCUCUCAGAGAACAGAAUGAACUGCUGGUCAAUGGAGGCCAACGAUCACGCAAUGCCAUGCUCGGGGGCGGCUGCGGGAUUGCUAGCGGACUUGUUGAAAGUCGGGGACAUGCCCUUGCCCCCCAUGGAUCCCCUUUUGGGAGCACAGCCACGUGGCAUUGACUUGGACCUUCCUGGCCACGACGACAUAACCAUGGUUCUUGCCCGGCAACCGAAGCCACGACCGCGAUUGGACCGGAUCCCGACUCGCCCUUGCCGCAAUGCACGUGGACAGGAUGCGGCGCGUGUACCGGUGCAGAGUGUUCUGCCGAGCGACCCCGGGCCCAAUCCAUACUUCUUUAUCUCCUUGUUCAAGAGCCUGGUCUACAAUCUCCUCGUAGCCGUGCAGCAGAAUCGCCAGCGUUCCUCAGCCCCCGGACAAGACCGGGGCUUUUUGGUCCGCAUGAAGAAUCACUGGCGCACGUUCGGCGCCCGGAUGGUUCUCAUCUUCUGCGAGUCUCUGGGGAAUCCCGCCUGGGUUCCUGCCAUCAGCUUGUUCGAGGACUUGGAAGCAGCUUGCACGAUAGACGAGAGGAUGGAGGUCCUGGCACAGGGAUUGAACUCCUUGUUGGCCACAAGGAAUGCGAUCCGAGUCAUCAAGCUCGUGGUCGAUGCUUACCCGGAGAACGCUCUCGAUGCCAGACUCGUUACGGCGCUCAUUCCUUCAAUGGUGAACCUCCUCACCACGUCACCUGCCAGAUUGCACAAGCGGCUUCAUCUUGUUGCUCUGGAGAACAGAUGCAAUCAUGAGAUCAGGAACGGAAUAGUGGCAGUUUUGCAGGACGUGGUUGGUCGGAUCAGCGAGCUGGGGGGAAGAGAUCCAGAUCCAGAUGAGUUGAAGAACAACCCAGCGCUGCCGACGAUCGCCAAGCUGCAGGACGCGGAGAGGACAUGGCGGGAUUGGUGCGGAAACAACGGUGAGAAUCCGAUCCGUCCCCAGCCUCCCAAUUUACCAGCAGGCGGGGCAGCGCAUAACCCGCAGGCAGUUAUUGAGCUAGUGCCAGUGGACCAGCUGGGGAGAGAUGCGCGGACAGACGCGGAGCCACAAGCGGGAGCGCAACCGGUCGGGGAGAGCAGAGUACAUCCGACCCCUCCGUCGGAGCCCUAGAAUUCGCCACGUGGGGUAAUCACGAGCUAACGAACCGGCUGGGAUUAUCCCGAUGGUGUCAGUGGACCAACA
Messenger RNA from Chara braunii, 3598 nucleotides. The record is from the annotation of a GenBank genome assembly. Lineage: Eukaryota; Viridiplantae; Streptophyta; Charophyceae; Charales; Characeae.